UCCUCUACUAAUUACAAAGCCUUGAGUGCAGGAUGCCGUUAUGUGUUGUCCCUUGUCCCCUGUCCCUGCCCUGUUGUGACCCACUGUUCCCUCCGUUCCAGUGCCAGGACUACCGCGGUGGCUGGCUCACAGGCGCCCUGUGCGAGGACCUGUGCGUGGCCGGGGAGCUGCUGUACCAGCGCUGCCUGUAUUAUGAGCGUGGCAAGAAGGUGCUGCAGGCCCAGUGGAGGGGCCGGACUGUGGUCCUCAAAUCCAAGAGGGAGACUUUCUCCAGCUUCCCACCCCUCCAUCUGCUGGAGGAGGAAAUGGGGCCGGGUGCCCUGAGCGUCUCCGAGGCUGCCCCGAGCGUCCCCGAGGCUGCCCCGAGCGUCCCCGAGGCUGAGCUGCUCCUGAUGGUGGCUGGGGAAGUCAAGAACACGCUGGGCUUGGAGCUGCCCAACAACAGCAUAGUUCCCCUGUGGCCCGCCAGGCAGGGCCCUGGCUGGCGGCAACAGCUGGCCAGUGCGUGGUCACUGCUCCAGCAAGAGGAAUACGUGUACUUCAGCCUGCUGCCAGAUCUGAGCCGCCACAUCCUGCCCGUGCUGGGAUCCUGUGGCCACUUUUACGCAGUGGAGUACUUGGCUGCCGGUAGCCCUCACCACAGGGCUCUCUUCCCACUGGGUGAUGCUGGCCAGGCACAGGCUAUUAGCCACAUUGCUCUCAGCUUCCUGGACAUGGUGAGCCAUUUCGACAGUGACUUCUCCCACCGCCUCCACCUCUGUGAUGUCAAGCCUGAGAACUUUGCCAUCAAGAGGGACUUCACGGUGGUAGCUAUCGACGUAGACAUGGCGUUUUUUGAGCCCAAGAUGAGGGAAAUCCUCGAGCAAAACUGCACAGGAGACGAAGACUGCAACUUCUUUGACUGUUUUUCUAAGUGUGAUUUGAGGGUGAACAGGUGUGGAGCCCAGCGUGUGAACAGCAACCUACAGGUCAUCUGCGAUAAAAUAUUUCGACACUGGUUCUCCUCAACUCACAGGAGUCCUGCCGUCUCCCCGCAGCUGCGGCUGCAGCUACAGCGGGCCGUUCAGGAGUGCGCUCACCAUGGGGGCCCCUCUGGGAACUCCUGGACUGCCUCCUCCAGUGUGUUCUGGAGGCUUCGAUGGCUCCUGCAGGCCACUCUGAGAGAGCUGCAGGGGGUGGAGAAGUAGUGGCUGGCUUUCUUGCCUUAGUCAUCAAGGGUGGACAGAGGACGUGACCUUCAAGUGAUUUCUCCUGUUGUCGCUAUGCAAAUGCGCUGUCUGUGCCAUUGACACGGUCUUCCGAAGUGUGCGAUCGACUUCUCCUUCUGUGGCUGUGACGUGGACCACCCUUGCUCCUGCCCAGCUUGGUGGUUCGAUCUGGGUUGGUGCUGACUUCUGUCCUGCCACUCCCUCAAAAGUGAGCAGAGGGAGGAGAUUCGGAGUAUUUGACUUGUGGAGUCUCCAGUGUGCAAUCCUCUGUACCUGGCCAUUAGAGACAAAAGGCAGCUGCCCCCUGUUAGCCACUAGCAAGUGAAAGUGUGAAUGUGAGCAUCCAGAUGAGCGUGUUUGCAAAUAAGUGUGUGCAUAUAUGUGCACCCAUGAGUGUGUGAACGUGUUUGUAUAUAUGAAUGUGUACUGUGUAUAUAUGA
Messenger RNA from Peromyscus eremicus (cactus mouse), 1648 nucleotides. RefSeq names its product divergent protein kinase domain 1C (gene Dipk1c). NCBI's taxonomy places the organism in Eukaryota, Metazoa, Chordata, Mammalia, Rodentia, Cricetidae. Bases 33 to 1187 code for a protein of 384 amino acids. The record is from RefSeq and is a predicted model, not a curated record. The transcript has 3 exons.